UUUGGUUUUUUUAGUAUCAAAAAGUUAAAGGGAGAAGAUGGUGGGGAAAUAGUCCACAGAAUGCAUUGAAGAAUCCCUCAUAAAUACCCCAUUGCUCCCCAACUUCUUCUCCUUUUCGUCCUCCUCCUUUUUAUUAGUCAUUGAGUUUAAAUGGCUCAGCUAACAGCAUUAUUAGUUUCAUUAUUAACGCUUGUUCUAUCAAUAUCAGGAGUAAUUUCAACGACCUUCACAAUAAUAAACAAGUGCGAGUAUACAGUAUGGCCAGGCAUUCUGUCCAUCGGCCGUUCACCGGCAAUGUCAACAACCGGCUUCGCGCUCCAAAAUGGCGAGUCCAUGACCAUCACGGCACCGACCUCCUGGGCCGGUCGCUUCUGGGGCCGAACCAACUGCUCCCAAGACUCCACGGGCAAGUUCUCCUGCGUCACAGGUGAUUGUGGCUCCGGAAAAAUCGAGUGCUCCGGGAAUGGCAGCGCGAUGCCAGCGACCCUGGCCGAGUUCACGCUCGGCGGCGCGGGUGGGUUCGACUUCUUCGACGUCAGCUUGGUCGACGGGUACAACCUCCCUAUGAAGGUCGUACCCGAGGGUGGGACCGAUCAGAAUUGCCCAAGCGUUGGCUGCCUGGCCGACCUCAACGACUCGUGCCCCUCGGAGCUGAAGGUCACUAGCGCCGACGCCGACGGGAACGUUGCCUGCAAGAGCGCGUGCAUGGCCUUUAACCAGUCCAAGUACUGUUGCACUGGCGCGUAUAGUUUUCCUAGCACAUGCAAGCCGUCUAGAUACUCUCAGAUCUUCAAGAGCGCGUGCCCACAGGCUUACAGCUACGCGUACGACGAUAAGACGAGCACUUUCUCAUGCGCCUCCGCAAAUUACACAAUUAGUUUCUGCCCCACCCGUAAGUUCCUAACACCAGACAGGAUAACUCCCAUUCGUCGUUGA
Messenger RNA from Corylus avellana, 936 nucleotides. The record is from RefSeq and is a predicted model, not a curated record. NCBI's taxonomy places the organism in Eukaryota, Viridiplantae, Streptophyta, Magnoliopsida, Fagales, Betulaceae.